Messenger RNA from Limanda limanda (common dab), 2186 nucleotides. RefSeq names its product IMP (inosine 5'-monophosphate) dehydrogenase 2 (gene impdh2). The record is from RefSeq and is a predicted model, not a curated record. The transcript is spliced from 14 exons. Gene Ontology annotation, molecular function: IMP dehydrogenase activity. The coding region runs from base 280 to 1824 and encodes 514 amino acids. Gene Ontology annotation, biological process: GTP biosynthetic process. Lineage: Eukaryota; Metazoa; Chordata; Actinopteri; Pleuronectiformes; Pleuronectidae. Gene Ontology annotation, cellular component: cytoplasm.
UGUGGACGGAGGAGCUGCAGCAGAACGUGGUGACCGAAGGAACAGCCCCGCUAGCAGACGGGAACAGCCGGGAACAGCCGGGAACACGCGGGGGACGUCGUCUCCGCAGCGGUGGAGCCAGAGCAGGACGCUGCAGUGCCCGAGGAGGAGGACCGCCCCACGGACGAGGACGAGCAGAGCUGUCGGUGUCUGUCCCCGGGCCUCUGUGUUGCCAUCGCAGCUGGUUGAGUCGGUUCCAUCAGCAGCCGGGACCGAGCAGAGCACCGGGCGGCGGGCGUCAUGGCGGACUACCUGAUCAGCGGGCAGACCGGCUACGUCCCGGAGGACGGGUUAGCGGGACAGCAGCUGUUCAACGGGGGAGACGGACUCACGUACAACGACUUCCUGAUCCUGCCAGGUUACAUCGACUUCUCAUCUGAUCAAGUGGACCUGACAUCAGCACUCACCAAACAAAUCACCAUGAAGACCCCCUUUGUCUCCUCUCCCAUGGACACUGUCACAGAGGCCGACAUGGCCAUUGCUAUGGCACUAACGGGUGGUAUCGGUUUCAUCCACCAUAACUGCACUCCAGAAUUUCAGGCAAAUGAAGUUCGCAAAGUGAAGCGUUAUGAGCAGGGCUUCAUCACAGACCCCGUGGUGAUGAGCCCCAACGAGAGCGUACAGGACGUCUUCCAGGCCAAGGCUCGCCAUGGCUUUUGUGGCAUUCCUAUCACAGACAACGGCAAAAUGGGCGGCAAGCUGGUGGGCAUCAUUUCUUCCAGAGACAUUGACUUCCUGAAGGAGGACGACCGCAACCUGCCGCUCAGCCAGGUGAUGACAAAGCUGGAGGAUCUAGUGGUCGCCCCUGCUGGAGUGACGUUGAAAGAAGCCAAUGAAAUCCUCCAGGGAAGUAAGAAAGGUAAAUUGCCUAUAGUGAAUGAAGAGGGAUCCUUGGUGUCCAUCAUCGCUCGCACAGACUUGAAGAAGAACAGAGACUUCCCUCUGGCCUCCAAAGAUUCCCGUAAACAGCUGCUGUGUGGUGCUGCCAUCGGUACCCACAACGAUGACAAGUACCGACUGGAUCUGCUGGUGCAGAGCGGCGUGGAUGUGGUCGUACUGGACUCAUCUCAGGGCAACUCGAUCUACCAGAUAAACAUGAUCAAAUGUAUCAAAGAAAAGUACCCCCACCUACAGGUCAUCGGAGGCAAUGUGGUGACUGCAGCUCAGGCGAAGAACCUCAUCGAUGCAGGAGUCGAUGCACUCAGAGUGGGGAUGGGCAGCGGCUCCAUCUGCAUCACACAGGAAGUGCUGGCAUGCGGCAGACCUCAGGCCACAGCUGUCUAUAAGGUAUCGGAGUACGCACGUCGUUUCGGUGUGCCCGUCAUCGCUGACGGAGGCAUCCAGACUGUCGGGCACAUCGCCAAAGCUCUGGCACUGGGAGCAUCUACAGUGAUGAUGGGCUCUCUGCUGGCCGCCACUAGUGAAGCUCCUGGUGAAUAUUUCUUCUCUGACGGCAUCAGACUGAAGAAGUACCGUGGAAUGGGCUCUUUGGAUGCCAUGGACAAAAACCUGGGCUCCCAGACCAGAUACUUCAGUGAGAGCGAUAAGAUCAAAGUUGCUCAGGGUGUUUCUGGAGCGGUGCAGGACAAAGGCUCCAUCAACAAGUUUGUUCCCUACCUGCUGGCCGGCAUUCAGCACUCCUGUCAGGACAUCGGUUCAAAGAGCCUCACACAGCUCAGAGCCAUGAUGUACUCUGGAGAUCUGAAAUUUGAAAAGAGGACAUCAUCAGCUCAGAUGGAGGGUGGAGUCCACAGCAUGCACAGCUACGAGAAGCGUCUGUUUUGAGGACGUUUAGCCCGGAGAUGAGGAAUCCUUCCAAAAGACAUUAUGCAAACACACUACUUGCCAGACCCUCUCGUUUUCAUACUCUACACAUGCAGACUAACUUUUCAUACAAAUGCGUCUCUAAAGAUCAGUUGUCACACAUACACACUCUUCCAAGAAUCAUGGUCUUCCUGCCAGUGCCAUCUAUGCAUUGUCUGUUUUUAUCCGUUUGUGUGUAAAGGAGGAAACAAAGCAUUUCAAUGUAUUUAUCAGUACAUGUGCGAUUGAAUCCUCCAAUGCCUUCAUGUCUCCAGUUUACUGCUGUGAUCAUUCUAAGGCAAAAAAGUUGUCCAAUAAUAAUAAAGCUCUUGUUUUUUCCACAA